Lagopus muta (rock ptarmigan) is the source of this 6670-nucleotide messenger RNA. It is a transcript of the gene RNF141, whose product is annotated as ring finger protein 141. Bases 2975 to 3895 code for a protein of 306 amino acids. The transcript has 9 exons. The record is from RefSeq and is a predicted model, not a curated record. Gene Ontology annotation, biological process: cell adhesion; protein autoubiquitination. Gene Ontology annotation, molecular function: hyaluronic acid binding; ubiquitin-protein transferase activity; transmembrane signaling receptor activity. Gene Ontology annotation, cellular component: plasma membrane. NCBI's taxonomy places the organism in Eukaryota, Metazoa, Chordata, Aves, Galliformes, Phasianidae.
GGUACCUGAGAGAGCACAGUAUUAGAACACUGUUGUUAAGGGUAGUGCUUAGUCACCUGUACAGUUGUCAUCUGUUACGUCUGUUACACGAGUGAGUUACUCCACCCAUCAAUCCUGGUGAUACGUAGCUUGCCAAAAUAAUAACCUGGUAAAUAAUUAUUUUUAUCCUCUUAAUUUAAAUGACUGAUUCAAAUAAUAUUGAAUCAUGAUAAGGUUUGGGCACUAAUCAGCAACCAGCAGGCAAUUAAAAGAAAGAUUUGCACAAGAUGUUGACACCUUUCCUUUGAUUUUGAAGGCUAUGAUUAAAACCAUAUUUGCAGUUAGUGUUUCACUUUGCAUUUCCUGAAUUCAUUGUUUUGUUGUUGUUGUUGACGUAUUAAUGACAUUUGUGUCCUUUGAGUUUUAAAAAUGUAAUUUUUUUUCUUUUUUUUUUUGUUCAUGAUUUUUGGGUAGAAAGGUAUAAGGCCAGUGGAAGGUUAAAAUUAUUUUGUCGGACAAGAUGUCUUAUGGAUGCCUUAAUUUCAUGAAGGAAAUUAUCAGUAUGCAAGUACAUUCAUACAUGUGUUUUAUGAUAUACUGUAAAACUAGGACCAUCUCUAUUUUUCGAAUGGGAUAUAUAACAAAACCUAAUAAGAGGUGUAGGUGGCACUUUUGGUAUCAUCCCAUAAGAUCUGGGAUCGUGAGCUCGUCUUCUUUUGGUGUAAAGUCUGAAGCUCAAUCUAUCAAAGAAAACGGAUUUCUAACACUCAGAAAUUUAGUUUGCAUGUUUAUUGCUAAUAACAAAUAUCCUACUGGUGAAUUUUGUUUGUUGCAUCUUUAGCUAAAUCUUUCUUACAAGAAAAUUACAUGGAGGAGUGGAGGAGAAAAAAAAAAGAAAAAUAGUAGAUCACUGCUAGCUUUGGGAAAAAAAAAAACACACAUAAGCAGUUUGGAGGUUUUUAUUAUCUAUAUACUGCUUGUUUUUUUGGAUGAAUAUAGAGUGUUUAAGGAAGUUCAAAAAGGAUAAUGGGAAAGUGUAAUUUGGUCUAAAAUUGUAAUUGCUAAACAAGACAGAAGAGAGUUUCUUGCUAAUUGUUUGCUAUAUAUUCGAUUCAAUUAGAAUACCCAACAAUGAAGAAUUACUGUGACAUUUCCCAUACUUCUACUAUUUAAAGAAACUUACAGAUAGUAAUACAAUAUUCAUUUAUUAGAACCAGCUUCUUCAUCUUAAAACUGUUUAGAAAUAAUGUUGCUGACAUAAUAAGGCAAUAAAAGGCAAAUAGUCCUGAAGAUUCAGAAUCCACUAUGCCAAACAUUGUGAUACAUACUUUAUGUGACUACAGACAUUUUGGAGCAUACUGAGGAAAAAUAGAUAACAAUGUCUGUAAUUGAAUUCAUUUGUUCUUAUUCACCUUUGCACUGAUGUUGAACCAACACCUUAUGUUAGUUGUUGUAGAAUGUUAUUGAUGUCAGUAAGACUCUUCAACUGCUUAAUAUUGAGCAUGUGCUAAGUUUUUGUUGGCCAGAGCGUGGACAGGGUCUUCAUCCUCUUUUGGAAUUCAGCACAAUGGAUUUUCAUGAACUUGGUCCACAAGGCAAAAUUUCAUAAGUAGUUGUAUUAAUUGGAGCUGAGUUACUUGCAGUGUUUAAGGCGAGUAUAAUUUAACCACGAAGGUAUUAUUUAUUAUGGGGAGUGGAUUGAGAGAAGCGAGGGAUUUCUAAAAGGAUUAAAAGAUGAGGAUAAAGUUGAUGAAAAUAUAAAUAGUUUUAAUUUAUACACCUACUGUGAGAAAACUGUCCAGUAAAAGUAAUGGACCACAGUGACUAACAGCACAUUAAAUAUUUUUGCUUGCAUUUUUCAGUUAAUUAGUGAAGACAUCUUUUUGGAUAGAAAACUAGGUUGUGGAGAAAACCUAUUCUAAAUGUAGUUUAUUUCCAUUGGAUAUUAUUUUUUUUUUAUUUGUUUAAAGAAACAGAAACUAAAACACAAACACACAAAAUCUCUUCUGAGUUCAGAGAUCACAACAGAUAAUGAGAAAUAGAUCUACUAUUUAUGCCAUUAACACUGAAAUAGAUUUCUUGAGGUGCAAUAUUUAUUUUUUGCUUAAGCAAGACACGUCUAUUGUUUUCCUGCACAGCACAGAUGUUUCUAGUAAAAGGAAUUUUAAAAGGGCACUAUUUUUUUGUAUCAUAUUUAAUUCUGUAACAUUGUAAGAUUUUGCACCAGUCUGCUGGUAUUGUACUGUAUAGUAUCACAUACUUGAGUUUUGAAAUAAAAGAACAGUUUCAAAGUCCUCACUGUUGCUACCUUAAAGAUUUAUUUUUCACAUGCACUCUGUCUGCAUGUUAAUGAAAAUGUUCUGAAAUGCCGUUGCCUUUUCUACACUGUGUAAUGUAGCGUCAUGUUAUCCAUACCAAGGAUCUUGUCCUUAGUGUUUCAUUUAUUCAGAAAAAAUGAUGUAGAAGAGCAAGCAAACUCCCAUGUCAAUAGAGAAGAGGUUUGUAAGCAGGGUCAACCUCGUCAUAUCCUAAAAAUGAGAGAGGAUGCUGAAAUAUCCCGGUGAGAGUUUAACUCCUGCUUCAAAGAGUGGCUGCUUGAAUUGAGGAGAAAGAAGACUGCAACCAUAGGAGACUAAGUGAAAGCUAAGAAUCCAAUUAAGCAUCAAUAACAUGGACAGAGUUUGACUAAAGGAACUUUGCUACAGUGAGAGCAAUUGGCACAAGCUGUGUUUUUUGAGUCAGCAGUAGUUAAAUUUUCCAGCAAGCCCUACAUGAAAGAAAGUGUAAAGGGUGAUUACGGAUUUCCAGUCAGUGACCUCGCCUUUGAGUGGGACAGACAACACAUCUGAGGUUUCUACGAAGCAGUGCAGUGACAGCUGAAGUUUCUUUCAAAAAGUCAUCUGAAAGGCUAUCUCAGACGUGCUCCAGUAUCUUAAUUCUUCUCAGCUCAGAAGACAAAUCACCUCAAAUUUCUCAAUUUUCUGAGUUUGUGACAAUGACAACUUAUUUUGGAGUUACCUCAGCGGUGUUAUCAGUCUGGAUUAUGACAUUCAUGGCUCAAAAUUACUGUAUAACAGGUUCCACGCUUUCACCUUGCAGGAUCACAGGUGUAGGACUGUAUCUUGACGAGAAAGUGAAUUUUUCAGAAGCAAGUAAUGUGUGCAGUCGACUGAAUCUACAACUGGCAAGUAAAGAACAGGUUGAGAAGGCUUUGAAAAAUGGCUUUGAAACAUGCAGUUCUGGAUGGAUAAAAGAUGGAUUGGUUGCCAUUCCUCGUAUAACAUCCAAUAAGAAAUGUGGUCGGGGCAGCGUUGGACUAGUGAACUGGCGUGCUAAUCAAGCUUCUAAAUUUGCAGUUUACUGCUUCAAUUCUUCAGAUGUUCAAAUUAAUUCAUGUAAACCAGACCCAACUACAACCAUACUACCAUCAAGUGUACCAACAGAAUUAACUGCGUAUUCAGGUUCCGAUUUGACUGGGAACACCACAGCAGUGCCUACUGCAACUGAACCAGAACAAACCCUGAAAAACGUGAGAUUUCGGAUAAUAUGUAUAACUGAAACUAUAUUACCAACAGAGGGGACUACUACAACAAUGCCAGAGGAAUACCACACUUACCCUGCUGCAUUUAGGAAUGAUGGUGUUGUCUUUGGAGGUAUCCCCACUGCACUCCUUGUGCUGGCAGUCAUCUUCUUCAUUAUUUCAGUUCUUCUAGCAGUCUGCUACAUCAAAAAGUACAAGAAAUCCUUCCCAUUUUCAAACAAGAAUCAGAAAAAAAUGGUUGAAACUACGACUCUCAAAGAGACUGCAUCAAAUGACAAAACACUUGAGAAGGAAACAAAGAAUAAUGAAAAAAAGGUAGAAGAGGCCAAAGCCAAGCCUGAAACCACAGUAAAAUGUCUAGAAGUGGAAGUUUAAGGUCAGCAGAAGAGGGAGGAGAAACGUACAGUUCUUUUUAGAAAUAUAUAAAACAAAGCACAUAACUUAGCAAUGCUUUUAAAUGCAGGUGACUGUAAAUACUCAUGAUUUUUUUUUUUCAUCUUAACAUAUUAAGCAUAAGCAAAAAAAAAAAAGCAUUUUUUUUUAAUAAUUACAUCUUCAGCUAUAAAUGCUCUUGCAAAAGAAUAUGGUAUCUUACUUGAAAUAAAUAAAACAUCCAUAUUACAGUUCACUUCUUAACAAAGAAGUAAAUCAAAAUUUGCUGUUAGUGACACACAGUGUGUGACUAUUUGCAUGAAAUUCACAUUGAUAUGUAAAGAAAAAUUCCUUUAUAUCUGUAUGGGUGAUCUGCUAACUUAAUGCCUAAAAUAAAACAAUACUAGGUCAUAAGUAAAACAAUAGUAGGUUAAUUUAUUUCCAUUAAGUAGUUACACACUGCUUUUUAAAAAGUCUGUUUAAAAACAGAAUAAGUCUGUUUGCAAGUAAAAAAUCAAGACUGGCCCACUGCCAUUCCAAUACCAAAAGAAGGGUACAAAGAUGCUGAUCUUCAUCAGCAUCCUUGAACAACUUUCUAAGGUAUCCUCAUCAUGUAAUUCACUGUUUUAUUUAUUAAAAUCUGUAUCAUUCUUUUGCAUCAGAUAUUUGACAGGGAAAAAGAACCUUGAACUGUAUUACAAUGGUUAUAUUUAAGGUCUUUGUGUGUAUUUAAGUGAGGCCUUCCAAAUAAAGGCUUCAAGAGGUAUAAGGCAUUUAGAGUACUUCAUAAAACAUGAAAGUUGGUAGAGAUGUUUGUCUAGACCAUUUAUUCUCAUGAAAACUGUCUUAUAGGAGAAAGAUCUCGUAUAACCUCUAUGUUACAGAAGUGAUUAGUGGAUAUGAAUGGAAAAAAAAACCACCAGCAAUUUACCAAAUAUUUUAUUGAAUACAUGGUUUAGAUAACUUUUUUAUUUGAAGUUAUGGCAAAAAGGUGUUUUUUCAGAUCAAGUAGCUUGAAAAAGUCUUAAAUAGAAUAGUAACAGAACUGCUCACAUACAUGUACAUGCUGUUUUCUACUGCGCAGAAUAUCUGGCUGUGACAAUUCAUGCUUUUGAUUCACAGAAAUCUAACAAUUGCCCGGUUGUUAUAUAUUCCACUAGACAGACAGUGGUAGGGUAUUGCUAAUAGCCUAUUUAGAGGAGCCACCUGUUGUUUGUUUUUUGUUUUUGAUAGCAUAGAGAGAUUUUAUGGCUCCAGGAGUCUGGGCUGGGUUGAAACACAGCCCACCACUUCUGCAGAAGGACUGUGGUUACACACAGCUCCACAAACCACUAAUUUUAAGUGCCCAUCCACACAACUUCAGCAGAGAAAAUUUUCAACAGAGAACAGAGGAAAGCUGUUAUGUACAGCCCUCCUUGCUCAAUUAAGUAGUUCCUCUCCUUGCCAAGUGCUGCAGGAAUGCAGUGCAUCUCUGCUUGCACACAUAAUGAAAGCACACUCACCGUGUAAGCAGUGAGUAGCAAGCAGGAACAACGCCAUCAGGAAAUCCACAGCCAUCACUUGUCACUAGGGUGUCAGAAAAGUAUAUGGGCUUAAGCACACAGGCAAUGGAUACAAGGUAAUUCUGGACUUUUUCGCCCUUUAACAACUGUCUUUUCCAGUUUUUAGAUAAGAAAUUACCCGCUUCUCUUUUCCUCAUCAGCAAGUGGUAGUUAUUGAUUUUUUGCUGUUGCUGUCAUUUUUAUUUUAAAUCUGCUUUUGUCAAUAGAAUGAAGAAGUUGCCCUAUUAUGUAAGCAUCUCUUUUACUUUCAAAACUCAGACAGCGUUCACCCCGACCUGCACUCUGUUGCCUGGCUGUGUGCACGGGUUGCUUCACCCUCCAUGAACCCUCCUGGAGCGCUCAGUGCCGUGCAUUGGGGCCUAGUCAGAGCAGCAAGGAACCUGCUCCCUCUUACACAUAAUAACAUCACAAAAGCUAAAAUGAAGCUGCUACACCGUCCUGUCAGCAAUAAAAGCCAGGUACAAAUAGCAGAUCAGUGAGCACUGUACUUGAUAUUGUCUGUACAAUGAGUACGGCUCCAUCACGUUUGGAUUAGUAUAAGAUGUUCCUGCUCACGGCUUAAUGGAGUUGCAAAGCAAACACUCGAUGAACUUCCAGACAAGAUGUCAAGCAGCCCAAACCCUCACCUGGCACCACCAGAAACUUAGGAGAGAUUUCAGAAAGGGCGUCUCUGCCUCUUGUCAAACGCCUUUCCUUUCUAACCGCUCUCAGCGCCGCAGAGCCGGCGCUCCGCUCGCGUUCCCAUACAGGUGAUUCGCGGCACCCCGUCCGCCGCCGGCGGCCCCGUCCCGCUUCCCGCCCGCGGCACAGCUGCCGGCUGACCUCCGGCCGCGGGGCCGCUCGCUUCGCAGGAAGAGCCGCGGGUUCCCGGCCCAGCCCAGGCGGUGCCCCGGACAACGGGCUGCCGCGGCGUGGGAAGAGCGCGACUCAAGUGGGCAGGAAGGGGAAGCAGGGGAAGCACCGCUCCUUUUCUCCGCUUUGAACGACAGACGGAACGCGACUUCUGCAAUUACGACUCGAAGCGUCGGGAUGCAGCAGACACUUUACCAGUGAAUGAGAACUUUCCAUGGAACUGAGUUGAAGAACUUCACUAUGGGUCAACAGAUUUCAAGCCAGACACAAACUAUAAUGAACAAGUUGCCAGAAAAAGUAGCAAAGCAUGCUUCUUUGGUUCAAGAAAGUGGUUUCCUAACCUAUGAAGAGUUUCUAGGAAGAG